AGCUAUACAGCAUUAUAUUGCCCAUUAUUACACCCCAAUAUAGCUCUCAACACACAUAAAGGCGUUCAAAUAACUAAAUAUCUUUAAUUUGCCCUAGAAUUUUGAGUUCACGCAUCGGAAUGUGCGCCGGCAUUCCGACGCCCCCCGUCCAUAUUUUGACGCCGCCGCCGCGUCACAUGACUGAAACCGGCCGGUGUUUGGAGUACAUCCGCUCAGAGUGGCCGCGAAGCGCUCACGGUGACGACGUUAGCGACACGCUCCAUACAUGCAGUUAAAUACGAUAACAACAAUUUGUAUUCACUGUGAUCGUUUAUCUAAAAUGGAUUGCGGAGACCUAACUUAAGUGCAAUAGUUUGUGAUAAGUGCUGAACAAAUCAACCCGCAAAGGGAAUAAAAUGUAAACAGACAACUUGUAUCUGAUAUUAUCAUCAGCUAUUUUGUGAAACAGUGGUUUGUUGUUUUUGUUGUGCUUACAAAUGAAUAUGGAAACAAGGCAUUACUGGGAGGAGAACGGGCAUUCCGUCAAAUAUGACAAGAUUAUACGGUAUACCUAAGUAGAACGUAAUUCGUACACUGUACAUAAAAUGGAUAAAUUGGAAAUUCAAUCCUGCGAUCAUGAGACAGAGAGCAGAUUAGGCGGGAGGGUGUCAGACGCUCUCGCCAGGUCUAGGAACACCCCGAGUUAUAAUUCCAACGACGGUUUCGGCCGCGUUGCCGGCGAGCAGCUCAACUUCGCCGCGCCUUCGGAAGACGAGGCCGAGUAUCCGCCCGGCGCCUACUUGAAGAAGGGGAAGGUCUCGAGGCAAGACCCGAUGUCGCACCGGAUCAUAGAGAAGCGCCGCAGGGACCGAAUGAACAACUGCCUGGCAGACCUGUCGCGGCUCAUACCGCCCGAGUACCUGAAGAAGGGCCGCGGCAGGGUCGAGAAGACAGAAAUCAUCGAGAUGGCCAUCCGCCAUCUGAAGUACCUGCAGGAACGCGCGAACGCUGCGGACCGAGGACUGGGCGAGGAGCACUUCAGGGCUGGGUACCAGGACGCGGUGGCCGAGGUCAUGCGCUUCCUAGUCGAGGUGCACGGGUACGGCCCCGGCGACGGACUGUGCGUGCAAUUAGCUGCGCAUAUGCAGAGGCACUGCGAGGCUCUUGCUAAAGGCGAACCACUGCCGCGUGACAAGCCCCGUUCACACCCUGGCUCGUCCUCGGAGACAGCGAGCUCGUCGAGUAGUUCCCAUGGCUACACUAUGAAGCCCGGCGUGAUCGCGCAGGCGCCGCCCCCCGCGCCGCCGCCCUUCGCCCCCGAGCCCUACGAGGAGCGCCCCCAAGAACACCCCUACUCUAUGGAAUGUGAUCGAGUAUCAGUGGCACCGACACCGAUGGCAGGAGAAGGUGAAGGCCUACCGGAGUCCGAGCCUCUACCGCUAGACGGGCGACGCAAGCGAGGGGAGCCGACCUUACGAGCCGUGAGGAAACCUGACCACACCGAAGAUUACCUGCAUUCCUACAAGUUCAAGAACUCCAUUGAAAGGCGAUUCUCGAGGUCACAAGAUACAGAGGCGGCGGACAUGUUGGCCCGCACCGCGCACGCGCACGGUAAAGUGUACUCGCACAAGCGGCGCCGCGCCACGAAGCCGGCGCCGUCCACCUCCACGUCCAACUCCGGCUCCACGGAGGAUGCUAGGGACACCUCGCCGCAGGAUACAUCAAGUGAAUCACCUCAUCAUCAUCAUUAUGACAAACCACCUCCUCCAGCGCAGUACGUCCCCGUGUUUGCGUUGAAUGCUCUUGGAAAAUAUUACGUUCCACUAAGUGUGGACUACGCGUGCCUUCAAAGGCACCUCGGUCCAUACGAUGUGCUGGACGCCCGAGCGGUGCACCUGGCGGCGCCGCUGCACCCGGUGACGAUCCACGUCAACUUCCAGCCUUGCCUCAACUACCACGUCAAGAGGGAGCCCAACGAGCGAGAUCAAUGGCGAGCUGUAUAAGCCAAAAGACACGUAUCCAGUGCCUAAUUAUGAGCUACGGUCGCCAUGUUUACAGUAACGGCGCCAACAUUUGAACAUGACAGCUAAUAUUUUUAAAAUAUUCUAAUCCUAAAAAUAAUGAGCCUUAUAGCGAUGCUAUUUUCCGAAUAUCUUAAAUACAUAUAUUUUUGUAUCUAGUGAAAACAGCAAAUAUUUUUGAGAUUGCAUAUUUCUAAUAAAAGUGUCAACUUAUAAAUGUUUAAUCCCCUGCAAAGGAUUGAUUAAAUGAAGAUGUGAUUCGUUAAAAAGACAACACUGAUUGGCUAAAAUAACCUUGGAAAAGUUUAAUCUUAUCGAUUUUAGAAAUGUUAGUUCAGCUGUGUUUUUGUAUAAGUGUUAUCAGUCUCUCCAGCUGUUCUAGUCAAAUGUGAGUCAAAAUUAAGUGCAAUGUGGAACGUUGCAAAUGUAAAUAGUUGCAUAAAACAACCAAUCUUCAAGUUUUGGUAAAAACAGUUUAUUCUGUGGGCAAAUCCUGAGGACAUUAUUAAUUGUAAGUUUUUAGCUAUGAACACGUUUUGCCCACAGUUACCGCGGCGGCGUACUGUGAAUUUGUUUGAAGGACUAAUGAUGGUGUGGACAAUGUUUUCAGUGUUCUUAGUUACGGCUGUGAUAUGUAAAGAGUAGUCAAAAUAUAGCUGACAGCUGUGGUGCAUUAUUAACAGUAAAGGAGGGUGGUUCGACAUUUGAUACUUGCUAUAUUAGUACAACAGUGCAGUAUAAAAUUAGAAUUAAAAUAAUAGGAAUGUGUCAGUGACUAAAUCAUUCUUGUUUUUCUUUUGUAUAUAAUUGUUUAAAAAUAUUGUGCUGCUGUAUCAACUGCAGAAACAUCCUUGUACCAACUGAUGAUAACUCUCCUCAGAGAUCAGACGUUACUAAUAAUUUGAAACACUAUUUUAAGCUGAUUCAAGGCCAAACAAAUUUAUUUUGUAAGACAUGUUUCCCACCAAAUUACCACAGCCCUGAUAUGCGCUUCAUCCAUAAUACAACACGCAUAUAGGGAGCUGCUGAAUAUUGUUUCAAAUAUUUUUAAUUUUACUUAGUGUUUGGAGGUAGUGGUGGAGACAAGGUGUGGUGUCUACUUGUGGACAAGAUAAAGACUGAGGUUUUUAUUUAGCGGUAAAGUUAUGAUUGUUUUACAUUGGAUUCUCACUCAAAAUAUUAUUUACCGCAGGUUAGAGUUCAAUGUGCAAAGAAGUGUCAAAUUUUACGUAAAUUUAGUUCUAAAUACAAUUUAAAAUAGUCUGUUAAAUGUAUACUUUAUUAUAUUUUGUAAAUACAUAAACAUGUUUAAGUAAUAAAUGUUAUAAAUACUUCACAGA
This is a messenger RNA of Spodoptera frugiperda (fall armyworm), 3340 nucleotides long. RefSeq names its product transcription factor cwo. Gene Ontology annotation, molecular function: DNA-binding transcription factor activity, RNA polymerase II-specific; RNA polymerase II cis-regulatory region sequence-specific DNA binding; protein dimerization activity. Gene Ontology annotation, biological process: anterior/posterior pattern specification; regulation of neurogenesis; regulation of circadian rhythm. The coding region runs from base 585 to 1982 and encodes 465 amino acids. Gene Ontology annotation, cellular component: nucleus. NCBI's taxonomy places the organism in Eukaryota, Metazoa, Arthropoda, Insecta, Lepidoptera, Noctuidae. The record is from RefSeq and is a predicted model, not a curated record. The transcript is spliced from 11 exons.